Ipomoea nil (Japanese morning glory) is the source of this 3887-nucleotide messenger RNA. RefSeq names its product pentatricopeptide repeat-containing protein At3g29230-like. The coding region runs from base 1189 to 3033 and encodes 614 amino acids. The record is from RefSeq and is a predicted model, not a curated record. Gene Ontology annotation, molecular function: RNA binding; protein binding. The transcript has 6 exons. Lineage: Eukaryota; Viridiplantae; Streptophyta; Magnoliopsida; Solanales; Convolvulaceae. Gene Ontology annotation, biological process: RNA modification.
AAGAUGUAAUCAUAAUUAGUAAUGGGUUCUCUGUUGAAGAUUGUUGUGGAAUUGUACCAUCAAUAUUAGGCUGAAUAUUAUUUUAGUAUUAAUAGAAAAUUUGUUGGUUUCCACUCAAUUACUCAAAGCUGAUCCAUACUAGGUCAGCUGCCCUACUGAUUUUUUAUUUUUUAUUUUCAAAAUGAUGUUGUUUUGAUAUGUGUGUGUGUGUGUGUUUUUUUUUUUUUUUUUUUUUUUUUUAUUAAAUAGCAUGAUAGUUUUUAACGGUAGAAAAGUUGUGCAAAGAACUAGUAAGAAUUGUCCGCCAUCUAAUUUUUGUGGAGUGGAUGAUCCACCGAAUUCAUUGUUGACUUUGAUUGAUUAGGUGAAACGGUUCUGUAAAGUUUGUUUGUUCUUACAUGUUGUGUGGUUAUAAUAGUAAGUUUGUGUUAGCCAUGCAAUUUGUACUGCAUGGCAAUAUUAUUCUACCACUCUAUAAAUGGAGGCUUGAUAAGUGUUUCCACUUUAUCAAAUUAAAAUGAAGGAAAUUUAGUACUAGCAUGUAUGGUUAUGGAUGUGUCAAAUAGGCUUUCUGCAAUUGCCACAAAAAUGGGACAACUGUAAAAUGAAAUUAAAGAACAUUGUGCAAGGAAAGAAGUGCAUGCUCGUGCUACAAAGUGGGUUUCCUUCUUUACAAGAUCCAUUGUUCCAACACUUAUAGAAAGAAGUUUAGCGCUCUACGGUGCUUUUUAAUUUCAUUUUGCAGUUGCCUCAUUUCGGCAACAAAAGCCUGUUUGACACUAACUCUAUGUGCUAGUACUAAAUUUCCUUAUUGAGCCUCCGUAUAUAGAAUGAUAUAAGAGUAAUAUUACCAUGCAUACAAAUUGCAUGGUUGGCACAAUUCUUACUAUUAUAUAUUUAUAUCCAUACAACCUGUAUAAACAAAUAAACUUUGCAGAACCAUUUUACCUAAUCAAUUGUGGUGAAAUUAGCAAUGGAUUCGGUGGAUCUCAAGAAUUGGAUGGCUAGCAUAUAUAUACACACACACUUCCUUUUCAAACUCAAUUAAAAUUGCGGUCUGCCUUGAAUCCUUGAGUGCUUUCAACCAAGACACUGAGAGGUGACCUCUAAACUCUAGACAGCAAAGUCCAGACCACCAGCGAAGACAGCUGAAAUCCUUUGCAAGUCUGGACACAGCAAUGCAAAACAAUGUUUGGGGGAAAUGGCGCACAUUCAUCUCUUCCAAAAAUAGGUGAAGUUGCUCUAAACCUGGUCUCCAAGCCUCCGCAUAGACUCCUCGAAGAAAAGUUCAUAUCAUUAUUGCAAUCAUGUAAGACAACAAGGAACCUCAAACAAAUCCAAGCCCAGAUCACAAUCCACGGUCUUAAUCAAAACGAGUACACCACCCCUCAUUUUCUGUUGAAAUGUUUCGAAUUAAAUGAAGUUCUUCACGCUCGCCACCUGUUCGAUCAAAUUCCCUACCCAAGUUCUUCGCUUUGGAACGCUAUGUUCAAAGGUUACCUUCAAAAAGACCAGCACAGAGAGGUGCUGCUGCUUUUUCGUCGGAUGAGGAACAAGGAUGAGAGGCCCAGCUGCUAUACAUUUCCCAUAAUUUUGAAGUCUUGUGUGAAGUUAUAUGCUUUAAGGGAAGGCGAGGAAGUGCAUUGUGUCGUGGUCAAGAUUGGGCUUAAGUCUAAUACAUUCGUGGGUACUACCUUGAUUGAUUUGUAUUCUAGAGCAAGGAAAAUCGAGUCUGCUCAUAGAGUGUUUAGCGAGAUGGUUUUGAGAAAUGUGGUUUCUUGGACUUCUAUGAUUAAUGGCUAUGUUGAGAAUGGUGAUUUGGCUUCUGCAAGGAGGUUUUUUGACUUGGCACCUGAGCGAGAUAUUGUUUUGUGGAAUAGCAUGGUUGUGGCAUAUAUCGGAUGUAGGGACAUGGUAGAGGCUCAGAAACUUUUUAAUGUGAUGCCCAAUAAGGAUUUGAUGUCUUGGAAUACUUUGUUGAAUGGCUACGCGAAUUCUGGGGAUGUCGAGGGGUGUGAGAGGGUGUUUGAGGCAAUGCAGGAAAGAAACAUAUUUUCUUGGAAUGGUUUGAUUGGAGGAUAUGCUCAUAAUGGACAUUUUCUUGAAGUUCUUGGUGCCUUUAAGAGGAUGUUAACUGAGUCCGAUGUGCUACCUAAUGAUGCCACUCUUGUGAAUGUGUUGUCUGCUUGUGCUAGAUUAGGAGCUCUUGAUAUGGGUAAAUGGGUACACACAUAUGCAGAGAGCAUUGGUUAUAUUGAUAAUGUAUAUGUUGGGAAUGGUUUAAUUGAUAUGUACGCAAAGUGUGGGGUGGUCAGAAAUGCAAUUGAUGUUUUUAAGAGCAUGGAUAAAAAAGAUUUGAUAUCUUGGAACACGAUAAUUAAUGGUGUGGCAGUGCAUGGUCAGGGUGCUGAUGCCUUGAAUUUGUUUAGUCAGAUGAGGAAUGCUGGUGUAAGACCAGAUGGAAUAACUUUCAUAGGUGUGUUAUGUGCUUGCUCUCACAUGGGUCUAGUCUCAGAGGGAUUUCAUUAUUUCCAAUCUAUGACCAAUGAGUAUUUGCUUGCUCCUCAAAUUGAACAUUAUGGUUGCAUGGUUGAUCUUUUGGCUCGAGCUGGCCAUUUUGACCAGGCUGUUGAUUUUGUGCAUAAGAUGCCUAUGCCAGCUGAUAGUGUCAUCUGGACUGCAUUAUUAGGGGCAUGUAGGAUUUACAAGAAUAUUGAGGUUGCCAUACUGGCACUUCAGAAACUAAUAGAGCUCGACCCAAACAACCCUGCAAACUAUGUUAUGCUUGCUAAUAUUUAUGGUGAUGCUAAGAGAUGGAAAGAUGUGGCAAAGCAGAAAGUUGCCAUGAGGGAUACCGGUUUUAAAAAGCUUCCAGGGUGUAGCUUGAUUGAGGUUGAUGAUGAAGUGGCUGAAUUUUAUUGCUAUGAUGAGAGGCAUCCCAAGACACAGGCAAUUUAUGGAGCUUUGAAAGGAUUGAUGAAAAUAUCAAUGUCUUCUGGUUAUUUUCUGGACUUAAUGGAAACUGAUCAAUGAACCUUGGGGAAGUUGUUAACUUGUUAUUAUGUCUUGAGAUUUCCAAAUUCUUUUAUAGUUGCUGCAGGAAGCCAGUAAUUGAGAUUUCAAUUUAGACACCCAGAUGGUCAUCCCUUCAUUGCAGUUUUUCUUGAAGGAUUCUCAACGAGUAAUGAUUACCUCUGAGGCCCAGGUUCUUGAUGAUACAGAAGAGGCAAAGCACACAGCUGUGGUUGUUAAUGAACUGUCUAAGGAGAUCUCAUGCAUUCUUGUUGCCCAUCCACUAAAUGCAAAGUGGGCUGCUGAAGGAAAGAACAUUACCAAUGUUGUCCUUUUAAGAGGUUGUGGUAUUUGAAUUGAGGUGGUUUGUUUGUCUAGGUUCCUCAAUUUGAAAAGAUACAUGGGCUCUGGCCAUGCAUGGUUGCUCCUACCAAGAUUAUUGCUGGAUUGGGUUUGGCACUUGGGAUUGAUGUUCUAGAAGCUCCUGAAGCAACAGGAGACUACCGGACAAUAUUAACAUCCAAACCAACUGCCAAAGUCAAGACACUCUCAGCUCCUCUUCAAUCUUGCCUCAAUAUUUUUGUACCUGGAGAAGAUGAGCAUAAGCCUGGUAAGAUCUGAUGGCUAUGACUUUGGGUUCCUUCAUACUAAGGUCAUACAUCACUGUGUUCCUGUAAUGUUUCUCUUUGUUUGUUUGUAGGGGUGUUGAAUAUAUUUAAUUGUUUGUAAUAUUAUCCAUAAAUUUUGUGCAGUCCUUGUGCAAAGUUAACUCCUUGAGAGUAAAAAAUAAAAAAAGCAUUGCAUGAAUCAUCUAAUUGCUUGAAUUAAUUUAUCUAAUGUAACAUGUGGGAUAACAGAAGAAGGUAAAUAUUUCA